Molecule: messenger RNA, 1671 nt
Organism: Odobenus rosmarus divergens (Pacific walrus)
Lineage: Eukaryota; Metazoa; Chordata; Mammalia; Carnivora; Odobenidae
Gene: ZNF394
Product: zinc finger protein 394
Exons: 3
Coding region: 1-1671 (556 amino acids)
Biological process (GO): regulation of transcription by RNA polymerase II
Molecular function (GO): DNA-binding transcription factor activity, RNA polymerase II-specific; RNA polymerase II cis-regulatory region sequence-specific DNA binding
Source: RefSeq, a predicted model, not a curated record
AUGAGUUCGAGCUUGACCGCGAGUCAAGUCACUGACGCUGAGGCAGGAGCCUGGAUGGCAGCUGCGAGGUCCAGGGUCGCCGCGCCGUCUCUGCGUGAUGGACUUUUGAUAGUGAAAGUGGAGGAAGACUCACCCGGAGGUCAGGAGCCCGACGCGCCUGGGGACUGUCAGGAUCCGGAAAAGUCGCGACAGCAUUUUAGGCGGUUCCGUUACCAGGAGGUGGCUGGACCUGAAGAGGCGCUAAGCCGGCUCAGGGAACUUUGUCGCCGGUGGCUGAGACCCGAGAUGCACUCGAAGGAGCAGAUCCUGGAGCUGCUGGUGCUGGAGCAGUUCCUGAGCAUCCUGCCCCGAGAACUCCAGGCCUGGGUGCGGAGGCACUGCCCGCAGAGCGGGGAGAAGGCUGCGGCCGCGGUGCGCGCUUUUCAGAGAGCGCUUGAUGGGGCCUCACCCCAGGAGUUGGUGACGGUUGAGAAUAUGGCUGUGUCUCUAACCUGGGAGGAGUGGGACCGUCUGGACCCAGCUCAGAGGGACUUCUGCCCGGAGAGCGCACUGAAGGACUGUAGAAACACGGUCUCGCUGGUCUCGCUGAGUUUGGAAACCAGAACCGAGAACAAAGAAUUUAUUCCAAAGCAAGAGGUUUUAGAAGAAGUAGAGCCGCAGGGGCAGCUACAAGAAGGGUCCCACCGGAAGGCUCCCCCGUUUUCUGGGUGUGGUGAUACCCAUGAGAACAGGGUAGAAAAGCAGUCAGGAAAUCCCUCACCACUGAAACUUGAAAAUUCUCCUGAAGAGGAAGGACUCUCCAGCACCACAGAUCUCAAGAAUGGUCCCAUGGAAGAGGGAGACUCCAAAAAUAAUGAAUUUGGGAACACUGCCCCGAGUUCAAACUUUGUUCCUUAUCAGCACAUCCAGACAGUGGAGAGGCCUGUUAACAGGAACCAACAGGGGGACAGUUGUAAACAGAGUCGAGACCCAGUAAAACGUCAGAGGGUGAAACCUCACAGCUCUGUUGACAGUGAGGAACAUUCCCGCAGGGCAGGUUUUUCUGAGACCCAGCGGCAGUUCCGUGAAGAAAGGCCUUACAGAUGUGACCACUGUGAGAAGAGUUUCAAGCAGCGUUCUGACCUUUUUAAACACCAGCGAAUCCACACGGGGGAGAAACCCUACGAAUGUCAAGAAUGUGGGAAGAGCUUCAGUCAGAGUGCUGCCCUGAUUAAACACCAGAGGACACACACGGGCGAGAAACCCUACACCUGCCCCAAAUGUGGGGAUAGCUUCAGACAGAGCUCCCACCUCAACCGGCACCAGAGAAUCCACGUGGGAGAGAAACACUUCAAGUGUAACGAAUGUGGGGAAACCUGCCGCACUUCCAACCGCUUCAGACACCAGAGGAUACAUAAAGGGGAGAGACCCUAUACGUGUGAAGAAUGUGAGAAGAGCUUCAAACGGUGCUCAGACCUCUCUAAACAUCAAAGAGUCCACACCGGCGAGAAGCCAUAUGGGUGUUCUGUGUGUGGGAAACGCUUCAGUCAGAGUGCAACCCUCAUUACACACCAGAGGACCCACACUGGGGAAAAGCCUUAUAAAUGUCUUGAAUGUGGGGAAAGCUUUAGACAGAGUCCACACCUUAUCCGACACCAAAGGAUCCAUAGAAAUAAAGUCCCCCUGUUCUGA